UUUGCAGCAGGGCAAUGCUGUUAUGUGCUUUCUUGCAAAAUGCAGAGUUGCAGACCACUUGUAAAAGAAAUCGAAGUUGAAGUUUCAAAAAACGUUGUUCUUUUCCUUCGCAUGGAAACAAACAGUUAAGAGUUAGUAUCAAUCGUACGUAUAGAAGUGGAUGUCGUAACAACUAAAAAUGAAUGCAUCAUCGUACUCGUACGAAGGUGAUGUUUGCAUCCAUACAGAUCCUGCGACGGGGUAUCAAUACAAGUGGAAUGCUGAGGAAAAGAAAUGGGAGCCCAAUACUAAAAUCGAGACACAAGUUACCGCUGAUUCUAAUGCCGAGGCAAAAUACGAAAGGGUGGGAAAUACUUAUGUGUAUAAAGAUGAAAGUGGAAGACUUUUGGAAUGGGAUCUUGAAGCUAAAGAGUGGAAACCUAAACUUGAAACACAGACCAUCAGAAGGAUUGCCAAGAAUCCUGAUGAAGAGUUUGAUUCAUCAGAUGAAAGCGGAGAAGAAAAAUUACUUGAACAGAAAAAAAGUGUGAUCAAUCAUCAUGUUCAUGUGAAUAGUGAUGGAGUGAAAACCUACACUGAUCCCUCUGAUGGAACUAUUUUCGAAUGGGAUGAAGAAAAAAAAGCCUGGUUUCCAAAGUUGGAUGAAGAAUUUAUUGCUCGAUAUCAGUUAAGUUAUGGUGGAGAGGCAAGUACAGAACCAGUGGCUGAACUGGAGAAGAAAAAGGUAGAACCUCCACCGAAAAUUGAGAAAAAGCAAGUCAGUGAGCCAAAUUGGUUUGAAGUUGAUCAAACCAAGAACACUAAAGUUUAUGUCACCAAUCUUCCCACUGAGAUAAAUGAAGAAGAAAUUGUUGAGUUUAUGCAAAAGUGUGGAAUGAUUGAAAAAGACUUGGAAACUGGGAAACAUAAAAUAAAGCUCUACAGAAAUGAGAAUGGACAGGUGAAAGGAGAUGCACUUUGCACCUAUAUCAAGAUUGAAUCCGUCGAGCUUGCCUUGAAAAUUUUAGAUGGGAGCGUUCUUAAAGACAAGACUGUUGGAGUUGAACGCGCCACGUUCACGCUCAAGGGGAACUAUGACCCAACGAAAAAGCCGAGAAAGCGUAAGAAGAAGGACGUUGAAAAAUUAAGGAAGAAACAAGAAAAAUUAUUCGACUGGCGUCCAGAUAAACUACGAGGUGAACGUGCUAGGAACGAGAAUGUAGUAGUGCUGAAACGUCUUUUCAAACCAGAAGAAUUUGAUGUUAAUCCUGCAAUGCUUCUAGAAUAUCAACGCGAUCUAAGAGAGGAAUGUGCCAAGUUUGGACAUGUUAAGCGUGUUGUCAUUUUCGACAGGAAUGAAGAAGGAGCAGCCCAGGUAUUCUUCAAAACUCCAGAAGAAGCGGAUCGAUGCGUUGAAGUACUGCAUGGACGCUGGUUCGCCGGGCAAAAGAUAACCGCCGAGACAUGGGACGGACAAACAAAAUACAGGAAGGAUGAAACUGAGGAAGAAAAAGCUGCUCGAUUGAAAAAAUGGUCAGAAUUCUUAACUAAAGAAGAGCAAGGUGAAUCUGAUGACGAUUAAAUGGAUCGUAUUUAUCAGAUGCGAACAGAUGUGUCGAAAUACACUUUUUCUUAUCUGCUAA
Molecule: messenger RNA, 1622 nt
Organism: Daphnia pulex (common water flea)
Lineage: Eukaryota; Metazoa; Arthropoda; Branchiopoda; Diplostraca; Daphniidae
Gene: barc
Product: HIV Tat-specific factor 1 homolog
Exons: 5
Coding region: 179-1561 (460 amino acids)
Biological process (GO): mRNA splicing, via spliceosome
Cellular component (GO): U2 snRNP; U2-type spliceosomal complex
Molecular function (GO): RNA binding
Source: RefSeq, a predicted model, not a curated record